Messenger RNA from Trichechus manatus latirostris (Florida manatee), 761 nucleotides. RefSeq names its product histone H2A type 1-C. The transcript has 2 exons. The coding region runs from base 84 to 476 and encodes 130 amino acids. The record is from RefSeq and is a predicted model, not a curated record. Gene Ontology annotation, cellular component: chromatin; nucleosome. Gene Ontology annotation, biological process: heterochromatin formation. Gene Ontology annotation, molecular function: protein heterodimerization activity; DNA binding; structural constituent of chromatin. NCBI's taxonomy places the organism in Eukaryota, Metazoa, Chordata, Mammalia, Sirenia, Trichechidae.
CCUACUUCCCGGAUUAUUCUGUUUUUGUGUGUCGGUUGUUUUUCUGAGUUUUUUUUUAUUUUUCUUUUACGUGUUUGGUUGCAAUGUCUGGACGUGGCAAGCAAGGCGGUAAAGCUCGCGCGAAAGCGAAGUCUCGUUCUUCCCGGGCGGGUUUGCAGUUUCCCGUGGGGCGUGUACACCGCUUGCUCCGUAAGGGUAAUUACGCGGAGCGGGUCGGGGCUGGUGCACCUGUGUACUUGGCGGCGGUGCUGGAGUACCUGACAGCUGAGAUUCUGGAGCUGGCGGGUAACGCUGCUCGCGAUAACAAGAAGACGCGCAUCAUCCCGCGCCACCUGCAGUUGGCCAUCCGCAACGACGAGGAGCUCAACAAGCUGCUGGGCCGCGUGACUAUCGCGCAGGGCGGCGUCCUGCCCAACAUCCAGGCUGUGCUGCUGCCCAAGAAGACUGAGAGCCACCAUAAGGCCAAGGGAAAGUAAUUUAAUAAUACGUGUCUGAGCUUCAGAAAACACUUCAAAUACAAAGGCUCUUUUCAGAGCCCCCCCCCACGGUUUCGAAAGAAGAGCUGAGGUCACUCUUAUAUUUUGAAGUUAAAAUGGCAGAAAAUACAAAGCUUCUCACUACAGAGAGAUGCCAGAAACCGAAGUGUCUGCCAAGCCCACCAAUUCUAAGAAAUAAAUGGGAUGGACAGUUUCAGCAUUCCUACAUCACUGACUAAUUCUGCACCUGCAAAUUGUUUCCUAUUAAAAUUUACUCUGGGUUUA